AGCUCUAAGCACCCAAACCCUUGCUCCUCUUCAGUCUCAAUGGCUAGCGUUACGGAUACCGAUAGCAGUCAGCUUAUAUUAAUAAGACGAAGCUGCUUUCCCGAAGACUUCGUAUUUGGAGCAGCAUCUUCAGCUUACCAGUAUGAAGGUGCUGUUUAUGAUUAUGCCAACGGAGGUAUUGCUAUUCAUUAUGGCAAAGGGCUAAGUAUUUGGGAUACCUUCACUAAAAACCAUCCAGAGAGGGUUGUUGAUCACAGCAAUGGAGACAAAGCUGUUGAUGAGUAUCAUCGCUAUAAGGAAGACGUUGCCCUCAUGAAGGACAUAGGUUUUGAUGUUUAUAGAUUCUCAAUUGCUUGGUCAAGAAUUUUUCCAACCGGAAAGCUUUGUGGGGGUGUGAACCAACAGGGAGUUCGGUACUACCAUAAUCUCAUCGAUGAAAUGCUUGCAAAUGGCAUCAAACCUUAUGUCACACUAUUUCAUUGGGAUGUUCCUCAAGAUUUAGAAACCGAGUAUGGUGGAUUCUUGAAUCUUCAAAUUGUAGAUGAUUUUCGAGACUUUGCUGAGUUUUGUUUCAAGGAGUAUGGACAAAAAGUGAAACAUUGGAUAACCUUAAAUGAACCAGUCAUGUUCGCAUCCAAAGGCUAUGGAACUGGAGAACUCGCACCCGGUAGGGGUGCAGAGUGGGAUCCAAGUCGCUAUCUUGGUGGUAAUUCUGGCACCGAACCAUACACCGUUGGUCACCACCUUAUUCUUGCACACGCCGCAGCUGCCAACCGUUACAAGACCAAAUAUAAGGCAGACCAAAAGGGCGAGAUUGGCAUCACAUUGGCAUCAACAUGGUACAUACCAUAUUCAGAUUCUGAGGAAGACAACAAAGCUAGAGAUCGGGCUUUUGAUUUUUCACUUGGUUGGAUGUUGCAUCCAAUUGUUUAUGGAGAUUAUCCACAAAGCAUGAGAGAUUUGGUGGGGUGGAGAUUGCCCAAAUUCACAAAGGACGAAACCACUUUCAUCAUGAACUCCUUUGAUUUUCUUGGCAUAAACUAUUACACAGCUAAUUAUGCAAAACACAAUCCCAAUAACGUUCACCGAGGUGAAAGCUAUUUGAAUGAUAUUCAUGCAACUCUUUCAACUGAUCGUGAUAAAAUCUCAAUUGGUCCAAAGGCGAGUCCAGAGUCUUGGCUAGCUGUUUAUCCCAAAGGAAUACAAGACUUGUUGAUAUAUAUAAAGGAUAAUUAUCACAAUCCAGUUAUCUAUAUUACAGAAAAUGGAUACCUCGACUUUGAUAGCCCCAAUACUAAACAUUUAAUAAGAGAUGAGGCCAGAGUCAAAUAUAUUCAUGACCAUCUCAUUUAUCUUCUUAAAGCAUUGAAAGAUGGUGUCAGGGUACGUGGCUAUUUUGCAUGGUCAUUCUUGGACAACUAUGAAUGGACAUGUGGAUACACUAUGCGUUUUGGUCUCAUCUUUGUUGAUUUCAACAAGAAUUUGAUGAGAAUUCCGAAAGAUUCAUCAAAAUGGUUCCACCGUUUUCUCAAGACCUGAAAAUGAUACACAAACCGUCCGUAUUGUAUGAUAUAUUAUCAUUUUGUGUGUUGUUAUUGCAACCUUUUAGAGCACUUACUACUGGGAGAAGAUACUAAAUAAAUUGCAAUGACAAAUGCUUUUAUUUUUUACGAAGUAACUUUAUGUUUUCUAUCGAAGGUAUGAAGUAAAAUAAAGACCGCUAUGUUUUCUA
Messenger RNA from Cucurbita moschata (crookneck pumpkin), 1732 nucleotides. Its product is annotated as beta-glucosidase 12-like. Gene Ontology annotation, molecular function: beta-glucosidase activity. The transcript is spliced from 13 exons. Lineage: Eukaryota; Viridiplantae; Streptophyta; Magnoliopsida; Cucurbitales; Cucurbitaceae. The coding region runs from base 40 to 1539 and encodes 499 amino acids. Gene Ontology annotation, biological process: carbohydrate metabolic process. The record is from RefSeq and is a predicted model, not a curated record.